This is a messenger RNA of Peniophora sp. CBMAI 1063, 1662 nucleotides long. The record is from the annotation of a GenBank genome assembly. NCBI's taxonomy places the organism in Eukaryota, Fungi, Basidiomycota, Agaricomycetes, Russulales, Peniophoraceae.
AUGGCGCGCGUCGUAUCGAGUCUCUCUGGAGGCACUCACAACGACGGCGGUCACGCAUGGCGUGCUGCCAAGAUCCUCGAGAUUGGUCGGCGGAUGGGUGGCCACCGCGCCAUGUACGACGAAGCCGCCGGACACGUACCAACUGGUUCUAUUCGACCUUACUCCGACAGCCAGUUCAUGCGCCCCGGCGAUCCGGACGACAUGAAGGAGCAUCUCAUUGUUCUCAGAGUCUUUGGGUUCUACAUGCUACAGGGAGCUGAUAGUCCAAGCUUCGGCGUCCGUACUUGGGAAUUGUUCACAAAAGCCGGCGUCUUGGAGGUGCUUCUCGAUAUCCUUGCGAGCGAAGGGUCCCUGAAGGAACACGUCAGAGUGGUUGAGGCGGUCUGGACGGGCAUGAGACACAUCCUCAUGCAGGAGAGGCUACUGGUAGACAAGACCGUGAUCGACGCAAUCCUUGACAGGACGCGCAGUGUUUGGAAACCGUUCUGGGAUUCGCGUCAUCUCUUGCCCCCAUAUUCGCCCACAGAGUACGCCACCGACAUCGACCGCGAACACGCCGAGGGGUACGAGACUAUCACCACCUCAGUACUAAUCCAUUGGAACAACCUUUAUUUCACCCGGCACUCGGAAUUCGCCCCAACCGACACGUAUAUUGCACAUGCAUCUCUCACGCUCUGGAUGUGCUACCAGCACCCCGACCUGGCUCAUUACGCCGAAUUCGCACUCAAUGGGCUACAUGGACUCUUUUCCAAGAUUCGCGACUCGUCGGAGGAAUUCGCCCAGGAAGCUGUUAUCGAGGGCGUAGGGCUUGAGGCGUAUCUUGAGCGCCUGGAUCUGCACAUCAGUCGUCAACGUCAUCCAGAAAAUAUGUGCACUCUCGAUUACAAGACCUGGAUUCUCUGUCUUCCGAUAAUGACCGCGUCGAGUGUGCUGCCUCAUCUCAUCGCCCAUGGAACACUGGACUCGCUUAUCAACUUGCAUGCCGAGCUGGCCAGGAACUCUAACCAUGUGGAGAAAAGCACCCACGUGUUGUAUUGUGUCUUGCGAGUGUUCAACGAAGCCUUCGAAGCGCAUUGGAUUACCCGUAUCGAACGAAAGGACGCUCUGCCACUCGUUGCCCUCCGGGGCGAAGAUCUCAUCACCAUCUUCUCCAAGGGCCUGCAUCAGGUGACAAGGCCAGACUGCAAGGAUCGCGAGAGUCAGUUUCUCAUUCCCCUUCUCCGCGAAGGACUCCUUCGCGCCGAGAAAGUCCUCCAACAACUGCGUCCGAGGUCAAGACGCUUCAAGCCCCAAGCGCAUGCCUUCUACGAAGAGUGUCUCCUCAGCGCACCCGAUCAUUGGUAUGCCGCUUUCAGCGCGGUGGAGACAGCCAAUUAUCACAGGGUCAUUGAGAAGGAACACUGCGCCAGCCUCAUACACGCUUGGAUACUGCUCGGCAAAUCCCUAGGCCUUCAUCGUGACAAGGAGCGGGAGCGACUUGAGCGGCUCAAGCGCAUCCACUGCGGGUGGUACCGCUGCGAGCAUCACUGCGUGAAGACAGAUGGGUCGCUCAGAAAGUGCGCGGGCUGUAACGACGUUCGAUACUGCACUAGGGAGUGCCAGACUGCCGACUGGAAGGCCAGGCAUAAGAAUGAGUGUGGGAACCGGCUGAAGGCACAGUGA